AUGCGUAAAGCGCCUCGUCCCCAACAGCCUGAUGAUUCAGAAGCAUCAAGCACCAAGGAGAAAGGAAAUUCAAAUUCUACACCCGCUACGAAUGGGAAAGGAAAGAGAGUUGCAAGCAGUGCAGUUAAUGCAAAUGCAUCGGGCGCAAAUAGCACACUCACUGCGCCUAGCGCUGUAGCAGGAGCUGCGGGAAAUACCAAUACUGAUGGCAAUGUUGGAAUACAAUGGUCAGAAUUUGACCCAUCUGUAUUGCACAGUUACCGAUAUGAGCACGGGAUGAAUACGUCUCCAGCCUUCAAUAGUUCAUACAAUCAAAUUGUUCUCUCCCAAUCGAGUAUCGGCCGUAUGUCACCAACUAUGGUUCGCAAGAAGGAGCAUAAGAGGCAGAGCAAAGAGCAAUUGGCCAAUACUGUGCGCAAGCAUUUCAACAGCCAAUCUGUCAACGAAAACGACGUUAUCGUAAAAUUCUUAUACAAAGUUCGAUAUCAGGAUAAGAAAUUUCGCAUGAGAUUUAUGCCACAGCUGCGACAUAUGGAGAGAUCUCAAGUGGAACGAUCCGCAUAG
This is a messenger RNA of Sclerotinia sclerotiorum 1980 UF-70, 564 nucleotides long. RefSeq lists its product as hypothetical. Gene Ontology annotation, biological process: regulation of DNA-templated transcription. The transcript has 3 exons. Gene Ontology annotation, cellular component: histone deacetylase complex. Bases 1 to 564 code for a protein of 187 amino acids. Gene Ontology annotation, molecular function: transcription coregulator activity; protein binding. The record is from RefSeq and is a predicted model, not a curated record. NCBI's taxonomy places the organism in Eukaryota, Fungi, Ascomycota, Leotiomycetes, Helotiales, Sclerotiniaceae.